Molecule: messenger RNA, 961 nt
Organism: Abrus precatorius (Indian licorice)
Lineage: Eukaryota; Viridiplantae; Streptophyta; Magnoliopsida; Fabales; Fabaceae
Product: homeobox protein HD1-like
Exons: 6
Coding region: 1-894 (297 amino acids)
Biological process (GO): regulation of DNA-templated transcription
Cellular component (GO): nucleus
Molecular function (GO): DNA binding
Source: RefSeq, a predicted model, not a curated record
AUGCAAGAACCGGGGUUGGGAAUGGGAAUGGGAAUGAUAAGCGGAGAAAUGUCAUUGUCAGGAGGCGGCGACCACCACCACCAUCACCGUCAAGUGAAGGCAGAGAUAGCCACUCACCCUCUUUAUGACCAGCUUCUCGCUGCACACGUGUCCUGCCUCCGCGUCGCCACUCCCAUUGACCACUUGCCACUCAUCGACGCUCAGUUAUCUCAAUCCCAACAUCUCCUACGCUCUUAUGCCUCUCACCAUUCCCUUUCCCUCUCACCCCAUGACCGACAAGAACUUGACAACUUCAUGUCACAGUAUUUGAUUGUGUUGUGUACGUUCAAAGAGCAGCUUCAGCAACAUGUCAGAGUGCACGCCGUGGAGGCUGUCAUGGCCUGCCGUGAUAUUGAAAGUACCUUGCAAGCUCUAACCGGUGUCAGUUUGGGAGAAGGAACAGGUGCAACAAUGUCAGAUGAUGAAGAUGAGAUGCAAAUGGAUGUGUCUUUAGACCAGUCUAGCGCUGAAGGGCAUGACAUGAUGGGAUUCGGUCCCUUACUUCCUACAGAAUCUGAAAGGUCACUGAUGGAAAGAGUUCGUCAGGAACUUAAGAUUGAGCUCAAGCAGGGUUUUAAGUCAAGAAUUGAAGAUGUUAGGGAGGAAAUAUUAAGGAAACGAAGGGCUGGGAAAUUACCAGGUGACACAACAUCGGUUUUGAAGGCCUGGUGGCAGCAACAUGCCAAGUGGCCCUACCCAACUGAAGAUGACAAGGCAAAACUUGUGGAGGAGACAGGAUUGCAGCUGAAGCAAAUCAAUAAUUGGUUCAUCAACCAAAGGAAACGCAACUGGCACAGCAACUCUCAAUCGGUUACUUCUCUGAAGUCCAAGCGCAAGAGAGAGUAUUCCCACUAAGGAUUCCAGUCUGGUGCUGAGAUAUAGGUGACGCUAUAACCUAUGAUGGGUUUAAAAAAAAUGCUGC